AUGAAGGUACUCACAGCCCUGUUGGAUCCCUUGAUAAGUGUUGGAGCUUCGGUGGGCAUUAUUCGAAUAAUCAGAUGUAACCCGGACGCCGUCGCCGAUUGCGUUCCAGCUGAUUUUGUUGCUAAUGCUUGUAUCGCCAUCGCUUGGAAGACCGCUCGAUACCAUAAAAAGACCUCUGAGAGGAAAUUUGAGAAUCAUUCGGGACCGAAAGAUGAGGAGACAAAAGCUGACCAGAUUCCUCGUGUAUAUAAUUAUGUAUCUGGAGACCAAAAUCCUAUAACAUGGCGUACUUUUAUGAAUUACGCACACAAACACGGGUUUACAAUGGCGCCGAGUAAAGCAAUGUGGUGUUAUAUGUUGUUUCUUAUAAAUAACGCGCUCCUCUUCAAAACUUUGAACAUUCUUCUUCACUGGAUACCGGCUUAUGUGUGCGAUGGAGUAGCAGUUAUGAUUGGGAAAAAACCUAUGCUAAAGAAAGUUUAUUCGAAAAUGGACAAGUGGAAUCAUUUUAAUAAAAUUUUCGGGUCUCAAACCUGGAAGAUGAAAAAUUCUAAUAUUGUAGAACUCUUUAAGGAGCUCAACGAGACGGACCGACAUAUAUUUGACUUUGAUAUAUCUGCUUUGGACUGGAAUUCGUAUAUGUAUAAUUAUAUGAUGGGACUUCGCUUGUUUCUUAUUAAAGAGCCGAAGGAAACAAUUCCUCGAGGAAUAAAAAAACAAUAUUUACUAAUAAUAGCUAAUUAUAUAGUGAUGACGAUUUACGGUAUAGCUUUGUUUUGGUUUGUUAAAUUUUUGGGCGGCGGUGUGUUGAAAUUAAUUCUGCAUCGUAGAGUUAGGUCUAAGUGGCAUGGAAAUCGAUAA
Pieris rapae (cabbage white) is the source of this 861-nucleotide messenger RNA. Its product is annotated as fatty acyl-CoA reductase wat-like. Gene Ontology annotation, cellular component: peroxisome. NCBI's taxonomy places the organism in Eukaryota, Metazoa, Arthropoda, Insecta, Lepidoptera, Pieridae. Gene Ontology annotation, biological process: long-chain fatty-acyl-CoA metabolic process. The coding region runs from base 1 to 861 and encodes 286 amino acids. The transcript has 4 exons. The record is from RefSeq and is a predicted model, not a curated record. Gene Ontology annotation, molecular function: alcohol-forming very long-chain fatty acyl-CoA reductase (NADP+) activity.